This is a messenger RNA of Linum trigynum, 1057 nucleotides long. The record is from the annotation of a GenBank genome assembly. NCBI's taxonomy places the organism in Eukaryota, Viridiplantae, Streptophyta, Magnoliopsida, Malpighiales, Linaceae.
CGUAUGCUCCAGACGCAUACGAUGCUCCAGACCUUUGCACCGUUAAUCUAAUCUAACGCUCACUAUUAUUUCUAAUAAAAUUAAUUAUUUAAUAAAAAUUUUAAUUACUAACAACACUCAUUAUUUUUUUAAACAUGCAAUAUAGUCCUCCAACGAUGUUUUUCAUUAUUUUUGUAUUAUAAUACCAUAACUUUUUCAAUCAUCAUUCGGAACACCCAAAAUUUGUAUUGAUGUCAGGUUAUUCAUUCUCCAUUGAAAAUUGGUUGAUUGCGUUACCCAUAAUUCUCAAGAAAAGCUCCCUUAGGGAAACUUUGAACCUAUAAUUUAUCGCCUACAAUGUAUUCGGAUGAUAGUCUAUCUUUCCAUUCUUUGUGAAAUAUUGGAAUAAAAACUGUAUUUGCUAGAUUUUAUCGUCGGCCGGGUUAUCAUGCUGGGUAAUUUUUCGGUGAUGAGAAUCCUCUCCGACGAUGUGACAGAGCGGCUGGGCAAGAAUCGACAAAUCGAUUGCUAGAAACCCCUAAUUCCGACUCCAGAUCUUCAAUUGCAACAUCCAUGACGCCUAGAACCGUCAUCUUCUCCGAGACCAGAAGCAACAGAGGUUGGUCGAUUCGUUGUUUGCGAUUGAAUUUGGAGGCCGUUGGCGACCUGGUAUCGAUGGGAGCUGACUUGCGGUUUCCAAGAAUUGAAUUCCGCUUCGAAGAUCCACUUCUGGUAUGUGGUAUCGAUUAUCUAAGAGAUUGGAAAAUGGCUGAGGCGGAGGAGACGGCGGCGAUGGAAGAGGCGGCGUUGAGAACUGAGCGAAAAAUUCAAUUUCGCUUUGCGGUGGUGGGUUCCCCAUGGAAACGACGACGAACGAAGCACACAAGUAUCCAUCGAAAUGUCCCUGAAAUUUUCGAUCGAUUCGCUUCCUUGCCUCCCCAGGCGGCAGGCAUGCUCUACCGCAACCCUAGAUCUCUUGCUCUGCAAAUAUAUCCACGGUGGCUGAAUGAAGGGGUAUGAGUGCAAUAUUGAAGUGGAUGGAAUGGCGGCAACGACGGAAUGAAGGGAUGGAACGAUU